Effrenium voratum is the source of this 1346-nucleotide messenger RNA. Lineage: Eukaryota; Dinophyceae; Suessiales; Symbiodiniaceae. The record is from the annotation of a GenBank genome assembly.
CUUUUGACAUUCAUACCCAUUUCUGAGAGCCGUUGGCCAUGGCCCGCGAUGAAGAGGAUUGGGAUGAUUGCGCCGUCGCUGGCUGCGGCGCAAGCGCAAGAGCUGCAGGCAGACCCGUGCGACGCUCACAUGGUGGAGAACUUGGGAUGGCUCCAACAGUACAUCGAGAUUGGCUUCUUCACGGACUACCGAAAUCAAGCCUGGCACUACUAUGCAACCAAUGAGACGAGCUAUGCCUUCUUGUGGCUGAACUCCAUCUCCUAUGCCAACCUGGACUUCCUUCGGGAGGCAUGUCCUGCCGCUGCGGCGCUUGCCCUUUUGCUACGAGCAGAGGAGAGGCUGCCUGCGCGGGAGGCCGACCUGCCGCUGCUGGAGCUGGCGCUGCAGGUGGAGCCUUCGGGACUUUGGCCUCUCAAGGAGGGCCUCGAGCGGCUGCGACGCUUGGUGCGACGCAUGGCCCUGCCCGAGGAAUACACCGUGGACGUGGUGAUGCCGUACUGCAACGAGCCCUUGGAUGGUUUGCUUUCCAAGAAGACGGGCUAUGAGGAGGACUGGCUUGCAGGCCCAGCUCCUUUGAGGCAUGCCAGGCUGAUCCUCUACCGUCUUACAGACUGCUUCUCUGCGCGAUACGCACUUCGGAACGAGGAAGCGCUGGAUUCCUUGCCGGAGAGCGCCAAAGUUGCCGCGCGGCUGUUUGCACAAGUGGAGGUGGUGCCGGUGGAUCAAAGCCCAAAGGCCUGGGAGUCGGCGAGAUAUUUCUUGCACAUGUACAGAAACUACGACGAUCUGGCGGACUUCACUCUGGUUCUACAUCCUGACGUCUUCGAGCAUGUGAACCCGCGCACCUUGCGCAACAUGCUGCAGUCCCUGCGCGUGGGAACCUUCCGGCUCGCCGGCAAUGGGGACACCUGGCACCAGCACCUGUCGCUGUCGCACCACUACCUGUUUAGACCCUCUCGCGCACGGUUUGCCUCUGCAAACUGCACGGAUGCGGAGCUGGGUUUCCAGGACCUUUGGCAGCAGCUCUUCAAUGAGACACCGCCCGAAGAGGAGGAGCGCAGCAACUUUGGCUUUUACUGCUGUUCCCAGUUCCUGGUUCACCGGGACUUGGUGAGGGCUCGGCAUCGUGGCUGGUACCUCCAUGCGCAGCAACAGAUCAGCUGGGAGCACUGUGCCACCAGCUACAUGGAGCUGCUGUGGCAUGGCAUUUUUCGCGGCGUUCUGCACGAGCGCAAGAGACAGGACAGGCCCGAGCUCCCUCUGUUUCUGCGAGUGGACAAUUUUCUGGAAGGCACGUCGGACGGCUUGAUCUGAUUCGGCCAGCCCAGCAAGAAGGAGAGUUUCAC